CUCGGAUGACGUGGAUCGUCGUUCCCAUUGAGAACAAAUACUUGUCCAUAGCUUGUUCGAUUCGAGAAAGCAGUAACGCAAAUGGCGACAAAGGGAUGUAUUUUGAUUGUUGCUUUAUUAUUAGUACCAGCUACAGUACUCUGCAUCCAAGAUAAAUGUGCUGCUUGCUCUGCCAUUGCUGAGGAGCUGGAGCAUGGACUUUUGAAAGAAAAGCCAAGAAACCACUUAGACAUGAGACAUCGUCUGGAUUCUAAAGGUCAGCGUGAAGGGAAACUUAUUGAUUACAGAGUCAGUGAGCUAAGAGUUGUUGAACUCUUGGAGGACCUCUGUGAAAAGAUGCAAGAUUAUACACUGGAGAAGGUGGAUUCAAGCACAAAAACUUGGAUCAAAGUAGAUAAUUGGGACCAUCUCAAGACUAAUAAGCAAGAAGCUCGAGCACAUGCAAAAGCUAUGUCAUCCUUCUGUGGAAGGUUACUCGAGCAAACUGAAGAUGAGUUGGCAGAACUGAUAAAGAAAGGAUCAGUCAAAGUUGGAGAUGUUACCAAGGUAUUAUGCGAAGAUCUCAGCAACUAUUGCAACGGAACAAGUUCCAAUAAGGCAGUAGGUGAUGAAAACGAAGAUGCAGACAGAGAACUUUGACCUGAUCAAUCCUUGUCUUUUCUUGACUGGUUGAUGGGUAAAACGGAAGAUUGUCACUGUCGUAAACCCGGCAAGCAGAUAUCUGAGUUCGAUAGAAGUGGCAGAAUUUUUACGUCCUAUUUCUUCGUAUCUCUUUAUGUCAUACAAGAUACAUCUUCUUCCUUCCUUUUUAUUAGAGCAUGUAUCAGUCGUUGCAAGUUGUACUCAAGAUUAACUAACUUUAUCGAUGAACAAUAUCAUUGUUUUUCAUGCCCUA
Messenger RNA from Lycium barbarum (goji berry), 895 nucleotides. RefSeq lists its product as uncharacterized. Bases 82 to 639 code for a protein of 185 amino acids. NCBI's taxonomy places the organism in Eukaryota, Viridiplantae, Streptophyta, Magnoliopsida, Solanales, Solanaceae. The record is from RefSeq and is a predicted model, not a curated record. The transcript has 9 exons.